This is a messenger RNA of Metopolophium dirhodum (rose-grain aphid), 2982 nucleotides long. RefSeq lists its product as uncharacterized. Bases 1 to 2982 code for a protein of 993 amino acids. The record is from RefSeq and is a predicted model, not a curated record. The transcript has 2 exons. NCBI's taxonomy places the organism in Eukaryota, Metazoa, Arthropoda, Insecta, Hemiptera, Aphididae.
AUGGUCACUCCUCCUUCAGUAACUUAUGCAGAGGCAAAAGCACGGGUUGUCCGUGCAAUUGCAAAAAUCACUUCAUUUGUCGCUGCAGCCGGUGAAUAUAAAGCCGAUCGUUCUAAUGCGGGCAAACAUGCUAAAGUAGCUAAGAUGCUGUCUGAAUUAAAUGACAUUCGUCGAAUUGCUGAAGACGAUUUCCAAGUCAUGGAAUCUUCUGUUAGUAAAAAGUUAGCCCCCAUGGAAGUCGUAGAUAAUAAAGAGAGUCUAAGCCUCAGUGCCGAUUUUGACAAUUUGUACUAUGAACUUGCUGCUUUUGCUGAUGUGUAUCAUAUUUCAUUAUCUCCCGGCAUGGAUACAUCCUCAGCUCAGUUGUCAGUUAACCAAACAACAGGCUCCAGUAAUUUGUCACAUUAUCAACUGCCCAAACGGAGCUUUCCUACGUUUUCUGGAGUGCUUAUUGAAUGGCAAGGUUUCGAAGAUCUCUUUAAAUCAAUUUUGUCCCACGCUCCUGAUCUUCCCGAUGUUGAGCGAUUUGAAAUAUUAAAGACCUCUCUGCAAGGUGAAGCUCUAUCGUUGGUUUCACAUCUCCCUUUGACGUCCGCAAACUAUAACAAAGCUUGGGAAGUGUUGCGUGCUCGUUAUGGGAACAAGCGUGAUUUGGCUCGAAUUCAUCUGGACGCCCUCCUAGCACCCCACACAGUCAAUUGUAACGACGCGGCUUCCAUAAAAACUCUUCUCACGACCAUUCUUGAACACACUGCGGCCCUAGAUAAUUUAGAUUUUGUUACUCGCCAAUGGAGUCCGAUUCUUGUUCAUAUCUUUGAAAAUCAUCUAGAUUAUGAUCUUCGCUCUCGUUGGGAACUUACUGUUGGAGAUCGCCAUCAACCAGCCACGAGUGACUUUGUAGAAUUUUUAAGGAGCCAUGUACGGUCAGCCGAAGCUCGUGCAGGAAAUUAUUCAACGACUUUACAAUCUAGUACUUCCCAACCAAAACAGUCAAAAAAGGUAUAUACUACACACUCUCGUCCCACUUAUGGACCAAAAGUGUUGACCGCCAGUGCGGCGUUAUCCACUGAAUCAGGUCAUCGGUCACCUGCUAUCAGUAACUGCCAAAUUUGCAAAAAGCCUCAUUCGAUUCGACAAUGUAAAUUGUUCCUUAGUAAAGGCCCAAACGAUCGUUUUCAGCUGGCAAAAACCCAUCGUCUCUGCAUCAACUGUCUCGGCUGUGGACACUCGUCCGCUGCGUGCCCUUCGAAAUUCAAGUGUCAAUCGUGCAAUCGUUCUCACCAUACCUUGUUACACUUUGAAUCAAGUCCAGCCACGAGUACACCACCAAGUAGUUCCAUGGUGGUCCAGUCAGGUGAUCCUACCCGCACGGUCUCGUUAGUUGUAAAAGAUAACCCCCAGAAAGUGGUAUUAUUAUCAACUGUGCUUCUGGACAUUUGUGGUACCGAUGGUCAUCGUCAUUCGUUUAGAGCCCUAUUAGACAGUGGCUCUCAAGCCAGCUUUAUCACGGGCAAAUCGGCUGACAUUCUUAUGCUCAAUCGCCGACGUUCACCUGUGAGUAUAACCACGUUUGCUAACACUACUGCUACUCCUGUUUGUGGAUCAUCCGUUGUCAUUGUGACUCCUCACGGCAAACAAACACCCAGCCUAAGUAUUGACGCUUUGAUUGUACCACAGAUCACAGGAAAAACCCCGCAAAUCUCGUUCACACCUGGUCAAUGGACACAUAUUCACCAUUUGCCCUUAGCAGAUCCGUCAUAUCACAUUCCUGGUGACAUAGACUUGCUGUUGGGCGCCGACAUUCUACCGUCCAUAUUAUGCGACAGUCUCAUUUCGGGUAGUGCAGGCGAGCCUACUGCGUUAAAAACAAUUUUCGGUUGGGUUUUGUUUGGGCCGACCACCACAGCUCCCCCUGUUUCACUGGCCACAAUGUGUGUGUCAACAUCCAGCAACCUUGAUGCAACCUUAAGAAAGUUUUGGGAGUUGGAAGAGCUACCUGUAGUUCAUCACUUAAGUCCCGAUGACAAAGUUGCAGAAGAGAUCUACGUCUCAACCACUACUCGUCUUAGUUCAGGUCGUUUUAUGGUUACACUUCCGUUUCGAACACCGUCUCCUGUGUUAGGUGAUUCUAAGACUCAUGCUCAUCAACGCUACAAGGCCCUUGAGCUUCGACUAAGUCGACAACCUGAUCUUCGAAAACAGUACAUAGACUUUAUGCAGGAUUACUUGUCAAGUGGUCACAUGGAACUUGUGCCAGUGUCUGAACGCGACAAUCCACUGAAUUACUAUAUACCACACCAUUGUGUCAUAAAACCUGACAGCAAGACAACAAAAUUGCGUGUUGUAUUCAAUGCUUCAGCCCGUACUUCAACCGGAGCCUCUCUGAAUGAGAGUAUGUAUACUGGUCCAAAGUUGCAACCAGAUAUUCAAGUUGUAUUGCUCCGCUCUCGUCUCUGGAAGUACCUGUUUAUGGCUGACAUAAAACAGAUGUACCGCCAAAUCCUAGUUCAACCUUCAGAUCGAGACUAUUUGAGAAUCCUGUGGAGAUUUUCACCCUCGUCUCCAAUUGAUGAAUAUCGGCUCUGUACAGUUACGUAUGGAACGUCAGCAGCACCUUUUCAAGCUCUGCGAACUAUUCGUCAUCUUGCUACACUGGACGGUGCUAGGUGGCCGGUGGCCGCUGACGUUUUACUCAAUGACACUUUUGUCGACGAUAUUUUAACUGGUGCAAACUCAGAAGAAGACGCUCUCAACUGUCAAGACCAAUUGAUAAACCUUUGUGCACUCGCUCAAUUUGAGCUCCGCAAGUGGGCCAGCAACAAUGUACAACUUCUACAAAUGGUCCCACCAGAAUCUCGUGCAAUGUCCGUCUCAGUCUUGUUCGACAGUGACGAACUCUCUGAUUUGAAAGUAUUAGGCUCAGCCAUCGAUGACUCAACCGACAAAACGAUCUGUUCUGUCCGACAUUGCUCGUGUCUUUGA